AUGGGCGGCGUCGCCAUCCCCGAGCUCAAGCAGUACAUGGACAAAAAGCUCCGCCUGCGAUUGAACGGCAAUCGAAGCGUGACCGGGAUCCUGAGAGGUUUUGAUCAGUUUCUCAACCUGGUCCUGGACGACUCGACGAACGACACGACGACGGAGAAGACGCCGAUGGGAAUGGUCGUCGUGCGAGGGAAUUCUGUGGUGAGCAUGGAGGCGUUAGAAUACAUCGCACCGGCGGUGCGACGGGGGGCGUGA
Messenger RNA from Ostreococcus tauri, 252 nucleotides. RefSeq names its product Ribonucleoprotein LSM domain,eukaryotic/archaea-type. The coding region runs from base 1 to 252 and encodes 83 amino acids. The transcript is spliced from 2 exons. Gene Ontology annotation, biological process: mRNA splicing, via spliceosome; spliceosomal snRNP assembly. Gene Ontology annotation, cellular component: spliceosomal tri-snRNP complex; U12-type spliceosomal complex; U1 snRNP. The record is from RefSeq and is a predicted model, not a curated record. Gene Ontology annotation, molecular function: RNA binding. Lineage: Eukaryota; Viridiplantae; Chlorophyta; Mamiellophyceae; Mamiellales; Bathycoccaceae.